Vicia faba (fava bean) is the source of this 783-nucleotide messenger RNA. Lineage: Eukaryota; Viridiplantae; Streptophyta; Magnoliopsida; Fabales; Fabaceae. The record is from the annotation of a GenBank genome assembly.
AUGAAAUCUUUUGCAGAUUUUAUAGAGAAAAGUAGGUUGGUGGACAUACCUUGUAGAGGAAAAAAAUUCUCGUGGUAUAGCGGGGAUGGCAAGUCAAUGAGUAGAAUUGAUCGGUUUCUUAUGUCAGAUUCUAUUGUUAAUAAUCGGGGUGUAGUUGGCCAAUUAAUCGGAAAUAGAGACAUUUCAGAUCAUUGUCCUAUUUGGAUAGUGAAGGACAAUGUCAAUUGGGGUCCGAAACCGUUCAAGUUUAACGAGUGGUUUUCUUUUGAAUCUUUUGUCCCUUUUGUGGAGAAGAAAUGGAAAGAUUUCAAAGUUGAAGGUAAAGGAGAUUUUGUGUUAAAAGAUAAAUUUAGACUUCUAAAAGAAAGACUCAAAUGGUGGAAUAAGGAAGUGUUUGGUAGAAUUGACUUGGAGUUGGAGGAAGGAGUUAGAGAUAUCAACAUAGGGGACGAGAGGUUGGAUUAUGAAGACGAUGUGUUGCAUCCGGAAAUUAUAGCCAAAGGGAAGGAAGAUACUAGUCGGUUUUGGACGAAUUUGAGGAUUAAAGAAAAUAUGCUUGUUCAAAAAUCGAGAUUAAAAUGGCUCAAUGAGGGAGACUCCAAUAGUGGUUUUUUCCAUAAGGUGAUGAAGGAAAGAAGAAGGCACAAUCACACAGGUCCGGUUAUGUCCUCGAGUGGCUUGUUGGAAUCGGUUGAGGAGAUAAAGGAGGAGGUUACAUAUCAGUUUUCAAACAAAUUUAUCAAAACGGAUGGAGAGGCCUCUGUUGGACAGGAUUCCUUUUAA